This is a messenger RNA of Kazachstania africana CBS 2517, 1656 nucleotides long. It is a transcript of the gene PHO8, whose product is annotated as alkaline phosphatase PHO8. Gene Ontology annotation, cellular component: fungal-type vacuole membrane. Lineage: Eukaryota; Fungi; Ascomycota; Saccharomycetes; Saccharomycetales; Saccharomycetaceae. The record is from RefSeq and is a predicted model, not a curated record. Gene Ontology annotation, biological process: dephosphorylation. Bases 1 to 1656 code for a protein of 551 amino acids. The transcript has a single exon. Gene Ontology annotation, molecular function: alkaline phosphatase activity.
AUGACAGAAGUCAAUGAAAAUACAGCAUUACUGGGCACAAGCCCUACAAAAUCACGAUUUAGAUUGAAGGCAAAAACUCGUAAAAUCAUGAUCGCUACGUUUGUUCUUUUCGCAUUAGCAGCAUUACUAUUUCAAAUAUCUGAUUCUAGCACAGUUCCUCAUACAAAGCCAAAGAGCGAUAACAAGAAAAAUGUUAUCUUCUUUGUUACAGACGGUAUGGGACCAGCUUCUUUGUCGCUAGCAAGAUCCUUUAGACAGUAUAAGUACGAUUUGCCGAUGAAUGAUACGCUGUUUUUAGAUCAUUACCUAAUUGGCUCAUCUCGUACUAGAUCUUCUGAUUCUUUAGUAACUGACUCUGCUGCGGGUGCCACCGCUUUUUCAUGUGCACUGAAGUCAUACAAUGGUGCUAUUGGUGUGGAUCCCUUUAACGCUCCAUGUGGUACUAUCCUAGAAGGGGCUAAAUUAAAUGGCUACAUGACGGGUCUGGUUGUUACCACAAGAAUUACUGACGCUACUCCUGCUUCCUUUAGUGCACAUGCAGAUUUUAGAAUACAAGAAGAUUUAAUCGCCUUGCACCAAUUGGGAAAUUAUCCUUUGGGUAGGAUGGUAGAUUUGAUGAUAGGUGGAGGUAGAACACAUUACUAUUCAGGUAAAUCACGAUAUGGACCAUCUGGUACACGUAAAGAUAAUAGAAAUCUAAUUGAUGAAGCAAUUAAUAACGGGUGGCAGUACGUAGGCUCGCGUAGUGAAUUCGAUUCUUUGAAACUAGGCCACAAUGUCUCGUUACCAUUAUUGGGUCUCUUAGCAGAUUAUGAUAUCCCAUUCGAUCUUGAUAGAAGUCAUUCCAAGUAUCCUUCUUUGGAAGAACAAACUAUAACUGCAUUAAACGCAUUGUCAGCUGCAACAAAGAAUUCUGAUAAAGGUUUCUUUUUAUUAGUAGAAGGUUCAAGAAUUGACCACGCGGGUCAUCAAAAUGAUCCAGCUGCUCAAGUCAGAGAGGUUUUGGCUUUUGAUAGAGCAUUCAAAGCUGCUGUUGAAUUCGCAGAAAACUCUGACGUAGAAACAAUUUUAAUUUCUACAUCUGAUCAUGAAACUGGAGGACUAGUUACCGCCAGACAAGUGACUGAUGACUAUCCAGAAUAUCUUUGGUAUCCACAAGUUCUCGAUAAUGCACAACAUUCUGGUGAAUAUCUACAAAUGAAGAUUUUAAACUAUGACGGAAACAAUAAAAAAGAAUUUGUUGCAAAAGAGGUUUUAAAGAAUGAUCUUAACAUCACUGAUUAUACUGAAAAUGAUUUACAUGAACUGGUUACUCUAGCAGACGGUUCUAAACUUCAGGAAAAGCUAAAUGAUAUGGUCUCAGUUAGAGCUCAGGUUGGGUGGACAACACAUGGCCAUAGCGCAGUAGACGUUAAUAUUUAUGCUUUUGCAAAUAAGCAAGAGACUUGGCUUGAUAUUUUGAAAAAUCUACAAGGUAAUCAUGAAAAUACUGAAAUAGGUUCAUUCAUGGCCAGAUAUAUGGGCAUUGAUCUUGUAAAAGUUACGGGCUUAAUUAAUGAAACUGACCACUCUGCUGGAAUUAAUGUUAAAGAAAUUAACCGGGUUGAUUUAUAUGAUAAAUAUCAUCAUAAAUUAUUGAAUUUGCGCAACGACUAG